Molecule: messenger RNA, 1810 nt
Organism: Oldenlandia corymbosa var. corymbosa
Lineage: Eukaryota; Viridiplantae; Streptophyta; Magnoliopsida; Gentianales; Rubiaceae
Source: the annotation of a GenBank genome assembly
CAUCAAUCAAAACAGAGAACUCGAGAGAUACAAUAUAUUCAUUGAUAAGCCAUCAAGCAUAAGAUGCAUCUGGCUUUCCACUGGAUUCCCUUUUUCCUUUUAGCUGUCUUGAGCUUGAAUUUUAUCAAGAAACGGAAGAAAAAAUCCAAUCAUGAAGCUAAUGAUGCCAUCAAGAAGAAGCUGCCACCAGGGCCAAGGAAGCUACCCAUCAUUGGAAAUAUGCAUCAUUUGAUGGGUUCACUUCCUCAUCAUGCUCUCAAAAAUCUAGCCCAAAAACAUGGUGAUUUGAUGCAUCUUCAGCUGGGAGAAAUUUCAGCCGUUGUUGCAUCUUCUCCUAGUAUGGCGAAAGAGAUUCUGAAAACACAUGAUCUCGCUCUUGCAAACCGUCCUGAAUUUUUAGUCGGGAAGAUCAUAUUGUACAACUACUCGAGCAUUGUAUUUGCCCCAUACGGUGAUUACUGGAGACAGAUGCGAAAAAUAUGUGCUUUAGAACUUCUUAGCCCUCAAAGUGUUCGAUCCUUCGGUUCAAUUCGCCACGACGAGGUUUUAAGACUCGUUUCAUCAAUUCAGGAAGAAGUACUGAUGCAAUCACAACAUGGUAUAAAUUUGACGGGAAAGAUUUUUUCAUACACGAGUUCGAUGGUUUGUAGAGCGGCAUUUGGUCGCACAUUUGGGCAGCACCGGGAGAAACUAGUGGAGCUACUGAAAGAAGUGUUGUCGCGGGCGAGUGGGUUCGAUAUAUCCGAUCUUUUUCCAUCCUGGAAAAUCCUUCAUCACUUAAGCUGGAUAAAACCCAAAUUGGUGGAAGUGCACAACAAGUUUGAUGAGAUUUUGGAUUCCAUAAUUCAAGAACAUGUUGAGAAUCCAACUGGGAGAAAUGGCGAGUUCGGACAAGAAGAUCUGAUUGAUGUUCUACUUAGAAUCAAACGAAGUGGCGAGCUUCAGUUCCCAAUUACCAACACUAAUAUCAAGGCUAUAUUAAUUGAUAUAUUUGUAGGGGGGACUGAAACUUCAGCAACUGUGGUGGAAUGGGCAAUGGCGGAGCUGAUUAGAAACCCUAAAGUACUGGCAAAGGCACAAGCUGAAAUAAGGGAAACCUUAUUAGCGGAAAAGAGAGUUAUCGAAGAAAUUGAUAUUCAAAAAUUGAGUUACUUAAAAUUAGUAAUUAAAGAAACUCUAAGGCUUCAUUCUCCUGUGCCUUUAUUAGUUCCUAGGGAUUGCAAGGAGCAAUGUGAAAUUGACGGAUAUAUCAUCCCUCCGAAAACAAGAGUUAUGGUUAAUGUUUGGGCGAUCGGAAGAGAUCCAAAGUAUUGGAAUGAUCCGGAAAGCUUCCAACCGGAGAGGUUUGAGAGCAAUUCGAUUGACUUUUUGGGAAAUGACUAUAGGUUUAUACCAUUCGGUGCUGGGAGAAGAAUGUGUCCAGGAAUGUCAUUCGGUCUAGCUAAUGUGGAGGUUCCGUUAGCUCAUUUAUUGUACUACUUUGAUUGGAAACUCCCAAACAAUAUUAAGUGUACCGAAUUAGAUAUGACCGAGACUCAUGGAGUAACCAUUGCAAGGAAAAAUCACCUUUUCUUAGUUGCUUCUAUGUACGAAUCCCUUGGAAAGCUUUAAGUGACAUGUAGCUGUAAUUGGUUUCAAUUAUUAUGUAUCAAUUAUGUUUGAUUUUGUAAAUGUAAAUUAUUUACGGCAGAGGGAUGAACAAAAUCCAUUGGUGUGAAAAGCUAGCUACAAAUAAACCUCCAUUGCUUUUUUUGUCUUUUUGAGUUUAUUCUAAAGCUGUGUAUACUAUCCUUACCCAUUAUUCCCAAAC